Messenger RNA from Sparassis crispa, 2082 nucleotides. RefSeq lists its product as hypothetical. The record is from RefSeq and is a predicted model, not a curated record. NCBI's taxonomy places the organism in Eukaryota, Fungi, Basidiomycota, Agaricomycetes, Polyporales, Sparassidaceae. Bases 1 to 2082 code for a protein of 693 amino acids. The transcript has 7 exons.
AUGGCUAGAUAUAUUCGAAAGUCCGACCGCUGGACCCCUGGAAUGGACGUCGUUGAGCUCUCCGCCUGUCCUGCUCUGCGUCAGGAUAGUCCAUCUGCACUCGUCAUGGCGGAGCAGCCGUCCGCGUCCUUCGCCAGGCCAAAUAUGCCUGGCGAUCCGGUUUCCGUAAUGGUAUUAGUCGAAGAUUCACUUACCAUGCUCGCGAAAUGGGACGCGAUUCGUGACUUCUACCUGCCUACGCUCCUAGAGAGCUUGCGGAUCGCAGACCUAACCGUUCCCAUGCGCGUCUGGUGGUUUACGAAUUCACCUGCGUUCGAAGUUCCACUCAUGACAACUAUCGGCGGGAUGAGCCAGGUUGACCACAUUCCAGAUCUCCAGCUCGGCCACAAUGCAUGCGUCGGGAUCUCAACCACCACUAUCCGGCGUAGUAUAGAUCUGUUCGUUACUGCGGUCGACAAGCAACGAUGUACCCGACACUGUAUUCUCAUCGCAUCGUGCUUGCUGGGGAGUUCGCCUGCCAGUAACCACACCGGAAUCGACUCGCCGCAAAGCAUUGCAGUUACUCUGAGUCAGGAGGACAUUCGCCUUCAUUUAAUGAACGACUCAGGGCCUAGGUCGGAACCUUUCUAUGAUUUCUUCAAAAGGACGCUUUAUUACGGGGAGUACCAAGAAGUUCCGGUUUGGUUUCACGUGGAGCAGACACUAUCAAUACAUUUGUCUUGUGCGCCAGCAAACCCCGUAAUCGAAGCUUUAGCUCCUGUUUUGAAUGCUGUCCCUCAGGAUUCUCCAGCCAGCCUCUCAAGCAGCCCCGAGCAAUCCCUCUCAUCGCCAACCUCUCUACCCUCCUCACCUAUAAAGGACACACCCGCGGCAGCGCGCAAGUCGCAGUCUUCCACGACGACGUCUCGAAGUAAAAAGAGUCGAAAAGCUGAGGCAACCACCUACUCCGACAGCAGGGGCUUGGUCAGCUUCCUGCAACAAAUGCACGGCCUCACGAAGAAAAGAACGUAUGGCGCCAAGCCCGCGAAAAGGUCCUUGAGCGACCUACGGUCUAGCACGGCCACACGACCGAUCCUACCCCGCCUCGACAUCUCGACCACGCCGUCAUAUACCUUCCCUGUGCUCACUAAUGCCACCGGCACUGAUGCGCCCCACCCGGAGCCUGCACCCUCUCCAAUACAUACGCAAUCGAGCUCGCUUGUCAACAGAGGGUCAGCGGACGAUCGCCGUGCACGCCGUCGCGUGCCGUACCUCCCGACGCCACCUGCCAUCGAGUCGUCCUCGUCAGACUCGUAUCUCACGUCAUCAAGCUCGUCUGCCGCGGCGUUGCGCAGCCUCGAAGCUAUGUCGCCGCGCCUCACCGAAUUCCAUACCAUGGACCAACUGCACGGUAUGUCGAGCGAGCGGCCGCCAGACUGUCAGACACUCGAGCACGACGGGGACAUAAUGGCCUCUCCUACUCACUACCGCGUACAGCCGACCAGCGCGACGUGGUCCCAGAACCGAUACCUUUCAUACAGCACCCCCGCAUCUCCCCUUACCGCUGCCCCUGCCUACCCAGGCUGGGGUGUUCCGUGCCAGCAGCCACAGCCGCAGCUGCAGUUGGACGCGUCAAACUCCAACGAGCACCCGCCGUCACUGCCGUUCGGUGGCCCUUCCAUUUUGGGUCAGGAUGCGAGCACUCCACCGUUGCCAUCGCCGAGCCUGACGGCGCCGACAAGCACGUCCGAUAACGCAGACGACCAGCCAUUCGUGGUCACGCCCGAGUACGAGGCGUUUGUCCACGCCCGUUUCGAGGAGGUCAAGCGACACACUUCCCUGGCCGUCUCCACGAGCGUGCCCGCUCCCGCGCCUGGCUUGUACCCGUACAGCGCUGACUCUCGCAUUCGACAGGCGCAGUACAUUCCUCUGCCGCAUCAGCCGGUGGCCUUUAAUCAAGGCGGUUACCUCGGGCAACAGAAUGAGGGCAUGUUUCUGGGGACCGCGGCUGCGGCGGCGACAGACUUGAACUACGGGCAAAGCCAAGGGCCAGUCCGUCCGUGGUCUGAGUACGGCCCGUCGUCGGCCUGGUACCCGUCCUGA